Messenger RNA from Corythoichthys intestinalis (scribbled pipefish), 4833 nucleotides. It is a transcript of the gene atf5b, whose product is annotated as activating transcription factor 5b. Lineage: Eukaryota; Metazoa; Chordata; Actinopteri; Syngnathiformes; Syngnathidae. The record is from RefSeq and is a predicted model, not a curated record. Gene Ontology annotation, molecular function: RNA polymerase II transcription regulatory region sequence-specific DNA binding; DNA-binding transcription activator activity, RNA polymerase II-specific. The transcript is spliced from 4 exons. Gene Ontology annotation, cellular component: nucleus. Gene Ontology annotation, biological process: regulation of transcription by RNA polymerase II. Bases 298 to 1824 code for a protein of 508 amino acids.
GAGUGAUUUCAUGAAAUGUGAUUCGGUCGGGGCGCCUGGAGUUGUCGAAGUAACCGAUUUAAAAACUUUGUGUCUUCAAGUGUUCUUGCUGCUAAUAUCGCCUGAUGAACAAUUGCUGGCUUCCAAAAAAGGAAGAUAUGGCUUUUUAAAGCGUGGCUUCGCCUCCUUCCUCGUUCCAAGCCUUUGUGUGCUUUGCUUUCGCAACGCACUUGACAACACAGAGAACUAUGGGGUCUUCAGGUGUUCAUGUGACACUUUCAUCCAUCUUUUGCACUAUUUGUGCAGUUUCACAAUUUAAUGGCAGCAGACGAUACAAUGGCGGCAUCGAUCCUUCGCAAGAAAAUUCACCCCAUUUUCGCAGACGGGCUCCACGUUCUCCCUCUCCGACAGGCUAGCGUCAGCCAAUCGCGGCCCACGACGGGGGCGGAGCCUGUGGAAAGGCAGCAUUUAAUUGGUGAUGGUCACUCAGAUUGGAUGACGGAAAAAGUUGAUUUGUCUUCAUUCGUGUCAACUACCGAGUCGUCCCCCAGCUCAUCCCUUCCACCCUCACCGUUAGAACAAGAUGUCAAGGUGCCCUCAGACCUGGAGGUCAUGACCUCUCUAUUGCAGGAGGAGCUAGCUCAGCUGGAGGACUACUUCCGAUCAGAGUCCACUGCCACGGCCAGCAAGUUGGAAAAAUCCUCGAAAUGUGACAAAGGUGCCCAAGCAAUGGGCUCGCAGUCUUAUUACCAGUUACCCUAUAACUCUUAUGGGACCAGCCAAUCAGACACCAGCCCCGUGGUUGUUACCUUGGCAACAGGGGAACUGGACCUGGCCAGCUUCUGUGGCGGUCCCAUGGGCAGAUCCAAAAUCACGCGACCUGCUCCGUACAACUACCACCACCGGUACCACCACAACAGUGGGCGAAGAAUAAUCAGCGAGGCAGUGAAAGUCGGGGAGGAAGUUGGACUCGAUACGUGGGGCUCCAGGGGGAGCUACUCAGGAAGCACAGAGUUUUCUGUCAACCACUACUCCACGUUGAAGACGGUCAGUAAGAACAGCCUCGGUGGCAUCAAGAAGGUGAGAGAAUGUGCUUUAUCGUUGAAGGAAGAGGAGAGCUAUUGUUUUUCCGAAGGAAUGUUUUGCAGCGAAGAAAUCGCACGAAGCUUUUGCCUGGGUGGCUCGUACGACAGCCACCACAAACGAGAGGGACAGCUAAUGCACAAUGUGAAGGUUAAUGUAAGUUACGACAGCGCUGGGCUGGAGGUCCUGCACUGCAGCAAAGAUGGAGGACUGUCUGGAAGUAUUCCCCAAGAGACAAUGAUGGCUGCUGACGGCUACUUCCAUCAAUCAAUGGCCACCGCAGAGCCAUACCAUAGCUUUAUCGGUGAACUAGACCAGCCGUCGCAAUCUGUAGAGCCCCAACAUGGUCACUACCUCUAUCCAGAAUGCCUUGUGGAUCAAAGUUACGAAUGUCUGUCGAGAGGAGAGGGCGAGGGGGCGCUUCUGGGCGCUCCCAUCCACCGCCCGACUCAGAGACUAAAGGACGAGCCCUGCUCCAUUAAGUCGACGCUGGUGGUCGGUGCCGCUUCUUUGGAUUUGAACACUGGGGAGAGGAAGCAGAAGAAGAGAGACCAGAACAAAACUGCUGCUCACAGGUACAGGCUGCGGAAAAGGGCAGAGUUGGACUCUCUGGAAGAGGAGCUUCAUGGGCUGGAAGGUCAGAACAGGGAACUUCGUGACAAGGCGGAGUCAGUAGAGCGAGAGAUUCAGUAUGUGAAAGAUUUACUUAUCGAGGUCUACAAGGCUCGCAGUCAGCGGCUCAAACAAGAUGGCAGUGCCUAAAAUGCGCCCUCGCUGACCCCACUCCCACACCCAAGAACACAGACAGCUUUUGUGUCUUGUUAAAUGAACCGGUAGUUGCAUGGUUUUGGUAGCAAUUUUCUAUAAAAAUAUAUCUACUUUAAUAUUGUUCUAGAACCAGAGCGGAGGUAAAAAAAAAAAAAAUAAAUAAAUAAAACAAAGAAGUUUCCUAAAAAUGGGUGAUGAACUCUACAAAGCCUUAGUAAUGUGGCUUCCAGAGGAGAUGCUGAACUUGUCCGUGACCACUGUGAUCCUAACUGAACUCACAAGCCUUUGUGACCACUUUGAGUUUUGUGCUUGCAGUUGGAAAAAGAAAAAGAUAAUCGAAUUAGUGAAAGUGAUCGAAUUGCGUGUGGUUUUUUGCGGCAACAAAGCAGAGCCACGCGAAAUAGUAUAUAUACUUAUACAUAUAAAUACUUAUUUAUUUUAUAGUUUAUUUUUCUUUAAAUGUCCAUUUACCAUUUGCGUUAAGAUGAAUAAAGGGAUUGCUCAAAAGGUGUGUAAACAUGCUCUAGAAUUAUUCACAAUCUAAAUAAGGGGGAUUUGUAUCGCUCAAUUAUUGUGUAUUCACCCCACUGAAAUACCCAAUGCAUGUUUGAUUUUGGAAAAGCAUGUGCGAGUGUUAUUUGAAGGCAUUAUUCUGUUUACUGCAUGGCUUCCAGCUCUCCACUUCAUCAGUUCCAACUCAUCUGGUCAAGAUUCUGUUCUCUUCGCCAGUGUGAUUCAUACUCAGGUUUUGGGCACAGAGACACUGAAUACUUAAUUAAUUGUCCCACCUAAAUUCUUUACCUUCUUCUUGUCCCUUUCAUUUCAAGGCUGUAUUUUGCGAAAAACAAUCACACUACUGGGACUUCACUUAAUUGUUGAUAAUGACUGGCCAAAUUGAGGUUUUUGAGAAUUCAGGUCCUUUAAUUGAUCAAUGUCAGGAAAUGCAUCAGGUGAAUUACAGCCAAAUAAAGCAGUCAUGUAUCAUUCAUCUCUGCCUCAGACUCUUUUUUUUUUUCUUUUUUCUUUCCCACACCCUACUAGAAGACUAACCCUUAAGUUGUUUGUCUACAUGUACCUAGCAAUUAGCUUUUGACCGGGUGAGGGUGUACCCAGCAUCUUGCCCAACAUCAGCUCAGAUGAGCUCCAGAAUAAGCAAUACAGAAGAUGGGUGUAACCACAUUGAAUGACAAACCAUGUUAGGAAUAUUUGCAAAUAUGGAUGCAGAAUGAAUCCACACUUUUCCUUCCUUGUUAUCUUGGUGGCCAAAUUCCAUUAACUUGCCAGUGGGAGACAAGCAGUGGUAUUGAGGAUAACUGGAUCCUUUAUGUAUGAAUGGUCUAAUAUGAUAAAGUGCAGUAGCUGUUUAAUUAAUUUUUUUUUUUUUUUUUUUUUUUUUUUUCUGGGGCUAAGCAACAUAUGUCUCCCUAGUUGGUACUAAUGUAAAAUGAUUACUUGAGACCUGACCAAACAUAACAUCCCGGUUUUUUUGUUGUUUUUUUUUUUUGUUGCAGCGGUUGUGUAUCUCAUCUUCCAGCUACGAGUGCAUGUGCGCGUGUGUGUAAGAGUGAGUGAAGUCUCUUGGUAUCUCUCGCAGCAGUUGAAGGCCUUUCAAGUACAUGAGGCAAUAUCACACAAUACUUUCAUGAAGGGGCAAGAGAUGCAAGUUGAACCAUCAGAAUGAAAAACUGGGCUGCCAGCAAAUGACUUUAAAUGUGUUGAUUCACUCUUCUUAGCGCCUUUCAUAUAGAUGGAUUAUAUGUAUAUUUUUAAACCUCAUGCAACUAGUUCUAAUGUGACAAGUUGGUUUAGAUAAUUCAGUAUUUCGUUUUGGAAAACAUUUAUGAUUGGACAAUUAAUUGGCAAUGAAUGAAAAAGAGCUCCCACACUACACUAAAAAGUAUUGAAAAAUGCAAAAGUAUUGAGGUUGUUCUAAAAAAAAAAAAAAGUAUUAUAAAGUAUUAUUUAUUUUAUUAAUAACCGAGUUGUGCCAUUUGGGAAUUUAGUUUUGUUGAAUUGCCAAAAACAAUGCUAAAAUUCAAAGAUGUGUAUAAAAAAGAAAUGAUAGAAAAGGACCAUGUCAAAAAUGUACGUAACAAAAAAGUUAAAGAAAAAAAUAUAAAGGUGAGUUAAAUAUUUCACUGCAAAUGACAUCGAAAGACGUUAAAUCUGUUUGAACUCUGAUGGUUGGCAUUGAAUGAUCAUGUUUCAGUAUGUUGCCAGCCCUCCAAGUCAAAUUGGAUCGGUUGUUAUCGCCAUCAAUGGCAGCCAAUGAUUUAGUUAAUGAGGUAAAAAAGCUUUUACAAAUGUAGGGAGGUUAUUUAUCUGUUUCCAGUUUUAGUGUUAUAUUUAAUAACCUGCCAAAGUUACCUAUAAAAUUGGAUCAAUUUUAUUCUGUUUCAGUGACAGCGAAUGUCACAUGUGAAUAUGAAGUCAGUACCGUAGUAGCCUUCAGUUUUAGGAAGGUGGCAAAUUUAUAAUUUCAUCCAUCUCAUCCAUGUUUCCUGUGAUGUGUGGUUGUGAGAGCAAAAUGUUAGUGAAAAGGUGAUGACUCCCGACACCCAAAGUGGUUUCUCUACCACCAGAUGUCGCGCUAAGCCUAGAAAAUUUGCAUUUUACCAGCUCAAUUACUUCAUGACCCUUGAAUUUGGACUGUCCAAUCAAUUAAGCAUGCAUGAUUUUGGGAUGUGGUCGAAAACCAGAGUACCCAGAGAUAACCCAUGGAGGGAACAUGCAAGGAAGGCCAGAACACAGGACUGAACCCUCAAACUCCAAGAUGUGAGGUGCCAGGGGUGUUCAAACAUUUUUUAUCUGCACUUUCUGAAAAAAAUAAGGGAUGCAAGGGGCCAACUAGAAAUACUUUGUUUCAUUUGUAAUCUGAAAAAGAGGAUCAGAAUCAGGUUAAAAAAAAAAGAUGAUGCUUUAAAAAUGUAUUUUUAAGCGGUUUUGUUUUUGGCCGCCCUUUUAAUUUUCAUCUUAGUCUUUUGGACUAUAAUACUUAUUUGU